GUCAGUAUUAUUGGGGAUGAGGGCAGAGGGGUAGUAGGUCAGUAUUAUUGGGAGAUGAGGGCAAAGGGGUAGUAGGACAGUAUUAUUGGGGAUGAGGGCAGAUGGGGUAGUAGGUCUAUAUUACUGGGGGAUGAGGGCAGAGGGGGUAAUAGGUCAAUAUUAUUGGGGGAUUAGAUGGGGUAGUAGGGCAGUGAGUAUUGGGGAUGAGGGAAGGAGGCGGGGCCGGGUAUUUUUUAUUCAGGUUUAUCCAUUGGGACACGGGAGGGGGCAGAGCGAAGAGUUGGUCAGUUUGUCAACAGGUCAGUACCAUUAAAUUGCGGAGGGGGUGGAGUGUCAUCUCUGUUGAUCACUGGCAGGAGGGGGCGAGGCUGAUAAGGAAGUGGGCGUAACCCGGGCGGUACCAUCCCCCUGCAGGGAGAGGGGAUUCUGAUGGUUCCGGUCCAGUGAGUUCCCCAGGGAUUCCCUUGCGCUGAUCCGGGAAUGGAGACGCUGAGCAGGAGUCAGGGGGAUCGUGCGGGGGAGAACCAGAGGCGCGCGGAGGUCGGACUGGCGGGGGAGCAACUCAGGCUGCGGCUGCAUAACGCCAAGCUGAUAAAGGACCGGUGUCAGGACACGCGCACAUACCCAAACUGCCUGGUGGGCAAGGAGCUUGUUGAUUGGCUAGUGGAGCACAGUGAGGCCCCUGACAGACAGACGGCUGUGAGCAUCAUGCAAAGACUUAUGGACUACAACGUGGUGUAUCAUGUAUGCGAUGAACACGUGGCAUUUAAAGACGCCAAGCUCCUGUAUCGCUUUCGGAAUGAUGAUGGCACCCUGUCUCCCAGCAAGCAGGUGAAGAUAUGUGUGCGGGGCCAGCGCUUAUACGAGAUGAUAACCAGCCAGGAGGAAUCCAUACUGCAGGUUCGGGAGCAGGGCUCUGAGCGGUAUCGCCGGACUUUCCUUGGUCGGCAGAUUUUGGACUGGCUGCUCGAUCACGGGGAGGUAUCCAGCAGGGAGGAAGGAGUUAAGCUGUGCCGGGAAUUGCUGGAACAUGGCAUCAUACAGCAUGUGUCCGGACACCAGCACUUUUCCGAUUCGGAAAUGUUGUUCCAGUUCACGAUUAAUUUCAGACGUAGGAGAAAACUGAUUGAGGUCCUGAACGAUCCAGAUCCCUUUAUGGAUCCCAAGCAAGAAUCUCCCGACAGCCCCUUCUGCCUUCGCAAGCUUGGCUCCGAUCUCCCUCAUAACAACUUUGUCUUUGGUAAGCCUGUCUGUGUUUCCCCAGCCUGCAAAUAA
Messenger RNA from Xenopus laevis (African clawed frog), 1275 nucleotides. RefSeq names its product DEP domain-containing mTOR-interacting protein. The transcript is spliced from 5 exons. The record is from RefSeq and is a predicted model, not a curated record. NCBI's taxonomy places the organism in Eukaryota, Metazoa, Chordata, Amphibia, Anura, Pipidae. The coding region runs from base 481 to 1275 and encodes 264 amino acids.